GCCCAAUUUGUUUUAUCUAGUAAUUAUCGAAGAGAAAGCAAUAUUUACAUAUUUUAUAUUGUAGUCGUCCAGGUUCAAUGAAUCUAUACAAAAUCAGAAAGCCUUAGUACACACUCGUAUGUAAUAUACAUCAUUGAUCUCAGCCUCCGUUUCGAACCAGAAAGGUGUAAUCGCCAAGUUAAUAUACAGCAGCAAGCUCAGCCAUGGGAACGGAGUUCGACCCGGCAUUCAUUCAAGCACCAGAGCACAGGCCCAAGCCCACCAUCGUCGAAGCCCAAGGCAUACCAUUGAUCGACCUGUCCAGGCCCAUUGAUGACCUCGCGAGGGAGAUCGGCGGCGCGUGCAGCCAGUGGGGGUUCUUUCAAGUGAUCAACCAUGGAGUUCCGCUGGAUAGUCGACAGAAGCUGGAGUCGGCGGCGAGGGAGUUCUUUGCGCUGCCUCAGGAAGAGAAGAGGAGAGUAAAGAGGGACGCGGUUAAGGUUUUGGGAUACUACGAUACCGAACAUACCAAGAACGUUAGGGAUUGGAAGGAAGUCUUUGAUUUUUCGGUGGAGGAUCCCACCUUUGUUCCGGCGUCGUUAGAUGCUGAUGAUCAGAAAGUUACCACGUGGUAUAAUCAAUGGCCUGAGAACCCUCCAGUUUUAAGGGAGGCAUGCGAAGGAUAUGCCAGAGAGGUUGAAAAGCUCUCGAUCAAGUUGAUGGAACUAAUUGCCUUAAGCUUAGGAUUACCAACAACCAGGUUCAAUGAGUUCUUCAAAGACCAAACGAGUUUUAUUCGACUGAAUCACUAUCCACCAUGCCCUAUUCCUCACCUUGCUCUCGGCGUUGGCCGUCACAAGGAUUCCGGGACAUUGACAAUCCUUGCUGAAGAUGAUGUUGGAGGACUCGAAGUUAAGAGAAAGAGUGAUGGAGAGUGGAUUCGAGUCAAACCAACACCUAAUGCUUUUAUCAUCAACGUUGGUGACAUGAUUCAGGUUUGGAGCAAUGAAAGAUAUGAGAGUGUAGAGCACAGAGUGAUGGUCAAUUCUGAAAGGGAUAGGUUUUCAAUACCCUUCUUCCUCAAUCCAGCACACUACACAACGGUCAAACCUUUGGAAGAGAUGACUGACGACCAGAAUCCUCCAAAAUAUAGAGCAUACAACUGGGGAAAGUUCAUCACCACAAGAAAGGGCAGUAAUUUCAGGAAGCUUGAUGUUGAAAACAUUCAAAUUUAUCAUUUCAAGAUAUCUAAGUGAGCAGGCCAGAGAACUAUAUACUAAGCUUUCUGUUACAUAAUAAUAAUAAUAAUAAGCUGUCCCUGUUUAUGUAAAUGCCGUGCAUUGUAUACGGAGAAGUAAUUAAUAAAACUUGGUGUUUUUAUCUCAA
Humulus lupulus (European hop) is the source of this 1365-nucleotide messenger RNA. Its product is annotated as flavonol synthase/flavanone 3-hydroxylase-like. The transcript is spliced from 3 exons. NCBI's taxonomy places the organism in Eukaryota, Viridiplantae, Streptophyta, Magnoliopsida, Rosales, Cannabaceae. Gene Ontology annotation, molecular function: dioxygenase activity. The record is from RefSeq and is a predicted model, not a curated record. The coding region runs from base 204 to 1235 and encodes 343 amino acids.